AUGAGUGUUGCAUCUGAAAUCUGGAUUGGCGAACUUAGAAAUUACAAAUACGCUUUACGUCUUGAUAGAGAAGAGUAUCCAGCAGUGCUUGUCUACGAAUAUGACUCGUCUUCUACUAGAAACUAUCUUUUUACCAUAGAGUACAGCGAUAGCAGGCCAAACUGGCAACUUAUUACUCGUGAUGCGGCCUUAACAGCUUACGAUUUACUCAACAGAGGCGGCGAGUUUACAACACUCAGCUUCCCGGGAGCCACUAUUCGCCGUUCAGUCAGUGAGCUGUCCCGACUUCAUUAA
Messenger RNA from Saccharomyces paradoxus, 294 nucleotides. It is a transcript of the gene MBB1, whose product is annotated as Mbb1p. The coding region runs from base 1 to 294 and encodes 97 amino acids. NCBI's taxonomy places the organism in Eukaryota, Fungi, Ascomycota, Saccharomycetes, Saccharomycetales, Saccharomycetaceae. The transcript has a single exon. The record is from RefSeq and is a predicted model, not a curated record.